Molecule: messenger RNA, 2115 nt
Organism: Mycena indigotica
Lineage: Eukaryota; Fungi; Basidiomycota; Agaricomycetes; Agaricales; Mycenaceae
Product: Zn(2)-C6 fungal-type domain-containing protein
Exons: 17
Coding region: 1-2115 (704 amino acids)
Biological process (GO): regulation of DNA-templated transcription; DNA-templated transcription
Cellular component (GO): nucleus
Molecular function (GO): transcription cis-regulatory region binding; zinc ion binding; DNA-binding transcription factor activity, RNA polymerase II-specific
Source: RefSeq, a predicted model, not a curated record
AUGGAGGAUGACAGUUCUAAACCUAUGGUUGUUCGGGGGGCGCGUGCCUGCACUGUCUGUCGGCAGGCAAAGAUGAAAUGCGUCGGUGCAGAGGAUGGUCAAAAGCAGUGUCAACGCUGCCAACGCGCCAAGGUUGAGUGUGUCUUUGAAAAACAUCGUCGCGGUAGAAAACCGGGGUCAAAACUCUCCGAGGCAUCUAAAAUGCUACGUCGCCUCGAAAAGGGCCUCAACAGCGCGAAGCUCAAGUCACACGUGGCUGAACAACCACACGCGUCUGCGUCCCCAAACGAGAUACCAGAGCAGUCUGGUCGGGAGAUGGAUGAAGACGAGGACGACCCAGACCCAGAAAAUCGCGCUCUUUUCCCCGCAAAACUCAUUGGCAAAGAAAACCAACGCAACUCUUUCUUUCGCACAAUCCUUAAUCCGGCGGACCCUAAUCCAUCCCCCUCGCGUCCGUUGAAUUCGCCUACGAGCGGGGCUCCACUGGAUGCAAUCAGUGCUGGUAUAGUGGACGACGAACUUGCAGCCAUUCUGUUCGACCUGUUAUUCCUACGGUUAAACCCCUUCAUCAACCUGUUCGAUGUUACUCUACAUACCCCACAACGAGUCCGCGCUCGAUGUCCACUACUUUUCACGACGCUAAUCGCCGCAGCCACCAAAUUCUUCAGACCUGAACUCUACAAAUCAUGUCAAAAACUCGCACACGAUCUUGCUGUUCGCGCCUUCGCUGAGGCCUGGAAGCGGGUGGAAGUAGUCCAAGCUUUUGCUUGCUUAACGUAUUGGAGGGACCCAGACGACAACGCAAGUCAAAAUCCAUGCGACACUAGGUUUGACUUAUCUUUCUAUAGCGCACCUGGACCUACAUCGGUUAUGUUGGCCAGCCGCAUGGCAAUUGAACUGGGACUCAAUCGCUAUUGUUCAACCCCUCCGCCGAACGAAACCGAACUCCAGCGCCUUGAACGAAGGAACCGCGAAAGGACUUAUCUUGUGCUCUUCAUACACGACCGAAGUUUAAGCACUCAGACCGGCAGAUCUUGGAUGCUCCCCGAAGAUGAGCUCGUUCGUCAUGCUGCCACCUGGCAUGAGAAUGGGGGAGCGACUCUUCGGCCAGAGGAUGUCAUUGUCGCCGCUUUCGUCCAGCUUCGCCGCAUUUCGUCAGAAACCACAGAUAUGUUCUACACAAAAGGCGGGGUUCCGAAUGGGAGCCAUAAUGAUGUCAACUACGAGGUCGUUCUCCGCAACUGCAACGGAAAACUCACCCAGUGGUCGGACACUUGGCAGGCGGAGAUGCAGCGGGCCGGCGGGGAAUCAUUCCAUUUCUCGGUCCUCAGUUAUUUCGGUCUACAUGUUCGCCUCUUUCUCAACAGCUUUGGUAUUCAAGAGUCCAUGUCGCCUUCCAGCCGAGCUAGUCCGAGCUUACAAGCAUUAUCGGCUUGUUGCACGAGUGCGAUGGAUAGUCUGAAGAUCGUUUCCAAAGACUUUCCUUCUAUGAGCAUGCUUCGAUAUAGCCAAGACUCGGUCACUGUGAUGUCUGCAUAUUCUGCAGUGUUUCUUCUCAAGCUGCUGCGUAGCUCGAACACCCUUGCCCAACUUCACGAAGGCGCCGCGCAUGACAUCAACUCCCUUAUUUCCAAGACUGCUGACGCUUUCUACGAUGCCUCAAUGCUAUCCCCAACAUCAACUUCGGCUGCCUACCAUGCACGUUUCCUACGGAGUUUGUUGACGAACGAUAUCUUCAAGGCCCGACAGUCAGAACCGGACCGAUUCAACGGAAUGCCGCUUGAUCCCCGACUGUCAGCUGUUCAAACUCAACCAGUCCUAUACAACCAGCAACAAAUUUCACCCACCCAUGACCAACCCCAGUCAUAUCAAUACUCCUCCGUCUCUCCCACGCACGAGCAGUAUCAGGGCGAGACCGCUCCUCGACACGCCGCUGCCUAUUCAUCCCAUGCGGAGACAAACUAUGUCCCGUCAAUCAACCACGCCUCUGAAUUGGAUGCACACUAUUGGCGAAGCAUGUUUGUCGAGCUGGGUUUUGGCGACUCUCAGUCAGACCACUCGCGCGGGGGUCAUCCCCAGGGCGGCAACCAUUAUAUGCAUCCAAUCCACUAUUGA